Messenger RNA from Elephantulus edwardii (Cape elephant shrew), 1857 nucleotides. It is a transcript of the gene GLS2, whose product is annotated as glutaminase 2 (liver, mitochondrial). The coding region runs from base 49 to 1857 and encodes 602 amino acids. The record is from RefSeq and is a predicted model, not a curated record. The transcript has 18 exons. Gene Ontology annotation, biological process: L-glutamine catabolic process. Gene Ontology annotation, molecular function: protein binding; glutaminase activity. NCBI's taxonomy places the organism in Eukaryota, Metazoa, Chordata, Mammalia, Macroscelidea, Macroscelididae.
CACAGUUCAGACGCCCAGAGCGCUCAGGCAGAGCGCGUCUAGGGGGGGAUGUGCUCCAUGAGGGCUCUGCAGAAUGCCUUGAGCCUGGCCGGCAGUCACUGCCGGCGGGGAGGCUGGGGUCACCUAAGCCGGAGUCCCCUCCUUGGCGGGGGUGUCCGGCACCAUCUCAGUGAGGCUGCAGCGCAGGGCUGGGAAACACCGCACAACCACCAACCGCAGGACCAGGAUCAUGACCUGUCAGAGAGUGGCAUGCUGUCCCGCCUGGGGGAUCUGCUCUUCUACACUAUUGCUGAGGGACAGGAACGAAUCCCAAUCCACAAGUUCACUACUGCACUGAAGGCCACUGGACUACAGACAUCGGAUCCCCGACUCCGAGACUGCAUGAAUCAGAUGCGUCGCAUGGUUCGAGAGUCUAGCAGCGGUGGCCUCUUGGACCGUGACCUCUUCCGAAAGUGUGUGAGCAGCAACAUUGUGCUCCUGACCCAGGCAUUUCGAAAGAAGUUUGUCAUUCCUGAUUUUGAGGAGUUCACGGGCCAUGUGGAUCGCAUCUUUGAGGAUGCCAGAGAGCUCACUGGAGGCAAAGUGGCGGCCUACAUCCCUCAGCUGGCCAAGUCAAACCCAGACCUGUGGGGCACCUCCCUGUGCACUGUGGAUGGUCAGCGGCACUCAGUGGGCCACACCAAGAUCCCCUUCUGCCUGCAGUCCUGUGUAAAGCCCCUCACCUAUGCCAUCUCCGUAAGCACCUUGGGCACUGACUAUGUGCACAAGUUUGUGGGCAAGGAGCCCAGUGGCCUGCGCUACAACAAGCUCUCCCUCAACGAGGAAGGAAUCCCCCAUAACCCUAUGGUCAAUGCUGGUGCCAUUGUUGUGAGCUCCCUGAUCAAGAUGGACUGCAACAAAGCAGAGAAGUUUGAUUUUGUGCUGCAGUAUUUGAACAAAAUGGCUGGAUAUGAAUACAUGGGUUUCAGCAAUGCCACAUUCCAGUCAGAGAAGGAAACAGGGGAUCGAAAUUAUGCCAUCGGCUAUUAUCUCAAGGAAAAGAAGUGCUUUCCUAAGGGAGUGGACAUGAUGGCUGCCCUUGAUCUCUACUUCCAGCUGUGCUCCGUGGAAGUCACCUGUGAAUCAGGCAGCGUCAUGGCAGCCACACUCGCCAAUGGUGGGAUCUGCCCCAUCACAGGGGAGAGUGUGCUAAGCGCUGAAGCAGUACGCAACACCCUCAGCCUCAUGCAUUCAUGUGGCAUGUAUGACUUCUCAGGCCAGUUUGCCUUCCAUGUGGGCCUGCCAGCCAAGUCAGCUGUGUCGGGAGCCAUCCUGCUGGUGGUACCAAAUGUCAUGGGAAUGAUGUGUCUGUCACCACCACUGGACAAGCUGGGGAACAGCUAUAGGGGUACAAUUUUCUGUCAGAAAUUGGUGUCUCUCUUCAAUUUCCACAACUAUGACAACCUGAGGCAUUGCACUCGGAAAUUAGACCCACGGCGUGAAGGGGGAGAAGUUCGGAACAAGACUGUGGUGAACCUGUUAUUUGCUGCCUAUAGUGGAGAUGUCUCAGCUCUUCGAAGGUUUGCCUUGUCAGCCAUGGACAUGGAACAGAAAGACUAUGACUGCCGCACAGCCCUGCAUGUUGCUGCAGCUGAAGGACACACUGAAGUUGUUAAGUUCCUGAUCGAAGCUUGCAAAGUGAACCCUUUUGUCAAGGAUAGGUGGGGCAACAUUCCUCUUGAUGAUGCUGUACAGUUCAACCAUCUGGAGGUAGUCAAGAUGCUUCAAGAUUACCAGGAUUCCUACACACCAUCCAAGGCUCAAGCUGAGACAGCAGCAGAAACCCUUUCCAAGGAGAACUUAGAGAGCAUGGUGUGA